This is a messenger RNA of Ictalurus punctatus (channel catfish), 903 nucleotides long. It is a transcript of the gene terb2, whose product is annotated as telomere repeat binding bouquet formation protein 2. Bases 116 to 766 code for a protein of 216 amino acids. Gene Ontology annotation, cellular component: nuclear inner membrane. The record is from RefSeq and is a predicted model, not a curated record. The transcript is spliced from 7 exons. Gene Ontology annotation, biological process: meiotic attachment of telomere to nuclear envelope; homologous chromosome pairing at meiosis. NCBI's taxonomy places the organism in Eukaryota, Metazoa, Chordata, Actinopteri, Siluriformes, Ictaluridae.
CCGUAGCUAGCACGAGCAGUUCGUUGAAAAUGAUUUAGCCGAAAUACAUAUUGAAAGUCAAAACCAACGAUUUAGAACUAAACAGCUGUUUGAGAACACAUUUUAGUAAAGAAAUAUGUUUAAAAACAAAACAGCUUGGUUCUCAGACAGUGUAAAGAGAGACAUUCCCAGGUUUUGGGUGUCUGAGGGCGGCGUUAUCUCCGACUGGAAAACAGCUGAUUAUCUUUUCAGUGACGAGGCCUCCUGUCCUGACACGAAAAGGAUCCACGUGAGUGAUGAGUAUGUGAUGGACAGAGCCACGGUAUUUCACAGCGCCUACCUGUCCACCUGUAGGCUGCGGCGGAGCACCAAAUCUGUGCCACUUGGUCAUUAUCUACUGCCUCCUGUUUCUAUACAGAGAGAGGUGAAAGCCAAGAUUGGAAGGUUUAUAUGGGAGCAGGAUGAGAUGCUAGGAGUGACUACGCCACAUGGAAAUAGAAGCACUGGGCAGAUGUUGAACAUCCAGCCUGAUGCUAAAGGAAGUCAGACAGAGAAAAGAAAUAAAAGGCAGGAGAACCGCAUGAACACAUCUCCAUCAACAGACGAAUCGGUCUGUUGUGAGGCGCAGCUCUAUCCUGUAAACAACAUGGUCUCAGGUUACGUCCAUAUUGACCAGCUAAAGAGGUUCUCAGGAGAGCUGCACGACUUCCUUCCGUCCCACUCGGGUUAUUCGGUCUCUAGAUCUCACAGCAGGAGACUUCCUUAUCAGUACAAAGAGGGACACUGACGGGAGACAAACUAGAAAUUAGAAUUUUUAUACACAGCGAAAUAUACAGUAAGACAAGAGGGAGACUGUGUGAAUAUGUAUUUAUCUCGAUUUUAGAUGAUCGUAUUCUUCAAUCUACACAAUAUAUGACUAAGUAA